Messenger RNA from Cryptomeria japonica (Japanese cedar), 1121 nucleotides. RefSeq lists its product as uncharacterized. Bases 178 to 618 code for a protein of 146 amino acids. Lineage: Eukaryota; Viridiplantae; Streptophyta; Pinopsida; Cupressales; Cupressaceae. The record is from RefSeq and is a predicted model, not a curated record. The transcript has 2 exons.
UAAUCACAUCCCCUCAAACUUCAGAGCGCACAUGAUUCACAGAUAUUCUUUACGGUUCGAUUACGGCAUCUCAAACUUAAUCAAAUAACUAACAAAAAUCCAUUCCAACUACUCCAAAUUGGCCUGACUCAGAGAAAACAGGGGAGCAAACAGAUCUCUUGCAGUUAAUGUGUUCAGAUGAAUGUGUUAGAGCAGAUUAUUGGAAUGGAUGCAGCAAAAGCAGGAGUUUUGCAUGUCCAACGGCGGAUUAUCUUCCUGGAGGAUCCAAGUGGCGUAGAUACGAAGAAACCCAAUGCUGUUUUUCCCCUAAGGACGGUUAUGGUGCUUGUUUUGAUUUUGGGCAUUACUGCUCUGCUUUCAUGGUGUUACCACUGGGAAAAAAUCAAGACUUUGUACUUCCGCCAUAGAAGCUCCUAUUUUGGGGAUAUGUCAUUUGUCCCAACUGGUAACCCAAAUGUGCCUGACGCCCACUGUGGAUCCUCAUCAUCAUGCAACAAUCCUGGGAUUGAAAAGGGAGUUGGAAUGGUUGCAGUGGUGAUGCCUGGAGAUGAGAAGCCCAACUUCAUUGCAUUGCCCUCGCCGCAUGGAACUAUAUCCUCAACUUCUGUGUCUCACUGAGACAUUUGUUCCAGAAAUCUUCUCCUGGAAGCUUGUGUAAAAGAGGUGGGAGAUAUGCAAGAUGGGCACUACAUGCCGGUGAUGAAGCGAGAAUUUCAAACGACUUCUCUGCAGGAAUCGAUCCAGUGAUCUCUAUCAUAAAACAUGCCAUGAUUUUGGGCGUUUGAUAUAGGAGAUCAGAUUUACAGACAUAUAAGGAGUAGAUUUCAUGAGAGGAGGGAAGGAGCACAGUUCAGAGAUUUUGGAGUACAUGUCACCCUUUCUGUUCAAGAGCUCUGACAGAAUUUCUUUGAGUGCUUGAAAUUGCAGAGCCUAAUGGCGUCUAUGUUUACUUCUGGUUGAAACAAGAGUGUUCUUUCAGAUUCAGCUUAGGCCAUAACUAUAGUAAGUAGGUAGUAGGAAGGAGAGUUAUUUGUUCCUUAUCUGAUGAUGAUAAUGGAGUCUGACUGGAAAUGUUGAUACUAAAAACUAGUAUACAGUUACAUCCAUAAGCAUUUCAAUCA